AUGGGCGAAGUCUACAACGGCAACACCAGCAUUCUGACGCAACCGUACGGUAAAGCAUGGUCCGUUCGGCGAAAGCUCUGGCACCAAGCUCUCAGUCCAUCAGCGUUGAAACUGUACAAGCCAACGCAGGAGGCGGAGGCAACGAGACUCUGUAACGCCUUGCUGCUCAAUUCGGAAGGCUUCGAGAAGGAGAUCGAGCGGUUCACGAGUAGUGUCAUCUUCUGUGUAGCUUAUGGUCACCGCAUCGACUCGUUGGAAGCGCAGGUGAUCAAGGAUCACUUCAGGUUCAUGCAAUAUAUGGCCAGGUUGAAUAUUCCUGGGAAGUACUUGGCUGAGACGUUCCCCUUUCUGGCGCGGUUACCGUCGUGGAUUGCGAGGUGGAAGAGAGAAGUUCAGGAUAUGGGGAGACUGGAGGGUGAGGCGAAUCUGGCAUUAUUGGAAAUGGUCCACAGGGAGGUAGCAGAAGCAAGCGCGAAAGGAUGCCCAGAAGCGGUGCCGGAUAGCUUGUGUAAGAUGUUGCUGGACUUGAGGGAGAGGGAGGAAGUGCCCCUGAGCGAGAAGCACUUCUCGUACAUUCCUGCUUCGCUGUUCGGUGCUGGCUCGGACACGACCGCGAGUACGCUUUGCUCUGCGUUCUUGGGACUUGUCACACAUCCGAACGUGCUGAUGGUAGCGCAGACUGAGCUUGACGCUGUUGUCGGUGAGGGCAGAAGUCCUACUUCCGAGGAUGAGCCAAGACUACCCUACCUGCGCGCGCUGGUUAGGGAGACUUUGCGAUGGCGAUCCGUAGCUGUGCUAUGUGGCACGCCGCAUGCAUCCACUGAAUAUGAUGUGUAUCAGGGAUACCACUGA
Fulvia fulva is the source of this 852-nucleotide messenger RNA. RefSeq names its product Cytochrome P450 monooxygenase. The coding region runs from base 1 to 852 and encodes 283 amino acids. The record is from RefSeq and is a predicted model, not a curated record. NCBI's taxonomy places the organism in Eukaryota, Fungi, Ascomycota, Dothideomycetes, Mycosphaerellales, Mycosphaerellaceae. Gene Ontology annotation, molecular function: iron ion binding; heme binding; oxidoreductase activity, acting on paired donors, with incorporation or reduction of molecular oxygen. The transcript has a single exon.